Molecule: messenger RNA, 1304 nt
Organism: Candidula unifasciata
Lineage: Eukaryota; Metazoa; Mollusca; Gastropoda; Stylommatophora; Geomitridae
Source: the annotation of a GenBank genome assembly
AAACUGCGCUUCCAGAGAAGAUCGCCACACUUCGACCUAUGUCGGAAAGAACAUGUCCAAAAUUUCCAGGGAUAGCAUGCCGUCACGGGGUACCUGACUGCAAUGAUACGGAGUCGGGGUCGGAAUCUUCCUUCAGUUGUCGGUGUGAUUCCGGCUGGACAGGCGACCUUUGUCAACGAGUAUGUACUUUGCCUUGUGUACACGGCACAUGUGAUGUUUCCGCACACGAUGAAAUGUUUUGUAGCUGUCAACAUAAAUAUAUGGGAAAGCUGUGUGCUGAACUUGUUCCUGACACUAAAGAACGUGCUCGGAUCCUGGCUGCCACUUUAUCAACUGCUAUUGCUGUUGCUCUCCUAUUAAUUAUUAUUAUCCCUAUAAUAAUGUGGCGCCUACGAGUGAUCCUCAUUCUCAAGCUGAUUUACAUUUUUAGAGAAUAUGAAGAUGAAGAUGGCAAAGAAAAUGAUGCUUAUAUAUCUAUGACUUCAACACCAAGUGCAGAAAACUUUGUUUACGGAUCUCUUCGACCGAUCCUGGAAGAACACAACUUCAAACUGUUCUUACAGGCAAGAGAUGCUCCAGCUGGUGAAGUUAUGAGUGAGACAAUAUUGUCAGCCAUGGAGAAGAGUCGUCGUACAAUAAUGAUUAUCACACCUGACUACAUCACAAAUGAGUGGAACAGGUUCGAGUACUUGAUCGCUCAGCAUGAAACACUGAAGCUGCAACAGAGAAUCAUACCUAUAAUACUUGAGGAUGUUGGAAAGGAGAGUGUUAACAUGGACAAAAGCCUGAAGCACAUCCUGGACUCCAUUAAAUGCCUCAAGUAUCCUAAAGCUAAACCCAAAUCACAUGUUUCACAUACAGAAGACAGCCUACAAAAAAUUCAGAGUCCGAGGAGCAAUAGAAGUAUUGACAGCACAACAUACUUCUUUAGAGAAGAAAGCAUCCACAGCACAGAUUCAGUUCCCAAAAACGACCAAAAAUAUGAAAGGAAAGUUGCAAAGUUCUGGAAACGACUGGUUCUCACUAUGCCUAAAAAGAAAACUCAAAAGGAUCAGGCUUGUUUAUCCUUACCCAAAUCAACAGAGAGAGCCAAGAAUGAGAUUAGCACAAUUAAAUGCGAAGAAAAACUUAAAAUUUUGCAAUCUAAUAUGCCGAAAAGUUAUGAAUUUGACUUCAAGAUAAAUGUUAUUAAUGAUAAAAAUAAUGAUGUAAAUUUAACCAAAUCUGGCAACAUAUGCAAUGCUAAGAGCAUUUCUGAAGAUAUAAAAAUUCAGAGUGACCUACUGACAUCUUCUAUUACUUGA